AUGAGACUCAAGGUGGCGAUUGUCCAAAUAAACUCCAAAUUGGGCCAGUCUCAACACAACAUUACCAAGAUCAACAAUCUACUAUCAAAAGCAUUUCCAACCCACAAUGGUAAAAAUCCAGACUUGGUUGUGCUUUCAGAGUUGGCCAUAACUGGAUAUAACUUUGCCCUGGCGAAGCAUAUUGAGCCAUUUUUGGAAUCUUGUAAACCGCCAUAUGGUGCAUCGCUUGGGUUUGCGCGUGAGUUGAGUUUGAAGUAUGGGUGUUUUACUGUUGUUGGGUACCCUGAAAGAGGCAAUGCAGAAGCAGCAGAAGCAGCAGAAGCAGCAGCAGCAGCAGCGACAUCAAACGGGUUUGAACAUACAUCGGCAAAUGAAGGAUCAAGGCUAAAACAAGGGCAAGAAGAGGUGAUCUACAAUUCGUGUGCUGUAUUCAAUCGAUCUGGUGAGUUGAUCCACAAUUACCGAAAGACAUUUUUGUACGAAACCGAUGAACAAUGGGGAUGUUUGGAAAACCCUCACAAGGGGUUCCCUCCAGUGCAACUACUGUUUAAUAAGAAGGAGAUGAGUACCACAAGUGUAUCCAAUGAUGAUGGUACUAACUCGAUAUUGACAAACUUUGGGAUAUGUAUGGAUCUAAACCCAUACAAGUUUGAAGCCCCAUUCAAUAAAUUUGAAUUUAGUGCACAAUGCUACCACAACAAGUCAAGAUUGAUCAUAUGUCCCAUGGCAUGGCUAUCGCAACAAUCUCCAUCAAUCAAGAAUGAUUUGACGAAGGAGGAGAAAUUGCGUCAAGCUGAGUUGGUUGAGCUACCAGCCAACAAACCAAAUAUGGAGACUAUAAACUAUUGGAUCUUGAGGUUUUUCCCAUUUUUGGCGCACAAGUAUAGUUAUAUGCCCAAAUGGUGGUCUAAUGACGAGAAAGUGAGUGUGUUGAUUAGUAAUCGAGUGGGGAGAGAAGAGGACGUAAUCUAUGGCGGUAGUUCAUGCAUUUUGCAAUUCAAUAACGGUACUAAGAAGGACAACGGUGAUUAUGAUGCUGUAGAUGAGAUCAAUCCGAGUGUUGAAGUGAUUGGUAAACUUUCUCAAGCUGAGGAAGGAGUGUUGGUGGAGGAGAUUGAAGUGUAG
This is a messenger RNA of Lodderomyces theae, 1125 nucleotides long. Its product is annotated as amidase. The record is from RefSeq and is a predicted model, not a curated record. The coding region runs from base 1 to 1125 and encodes 374 amino acids. Gene Ontology annotation, biological process: protein catabolic process. The transcript has a single exon. Lineage: Eukaryota; Fungi; Ascomycota; Pichiomycetes; Serinales; Debaryomycetaceae. Gene Ontology annotation, molecular function: protein-N-terminal asparagine amidohydrolase activity; protein-N-terminal glutamine amidohydrolase activity.